This is a messenger RNA of Pocillopora damicornis (cauliflower coral), 1436 nucleotides long. RefSeq lists its product as uncharacterized. NCBI's taxonomy places the organism in Eukaryota, Metazoa, Cnidaria, Anthozoa, Scleractinia, Pocilloporidae. Gene Ontology annotation, cellular component: membrane. The record is from RefSeq and is a predicted model, not a curated record. Gene Ontology annotation, molecular function: G protein-coupled receptor activity. Gene Ontology annotation, biological process: G protein-coupled receptor signaling pathway.
CGCCUCUGGUCACGAAGCUUGAAGGGCGGUUCAACAGGCUUAGAUGAAAGGUUAGCGGAGAGAGUUUUUCCCAUUAAAUUGCUCCUUUUUUCAAUUUCAAAGUCCCAACACACCUGGAAGAAGAUCGAAGAAAUCAGCAAACAAGUUCCCAUAGCAAGUUUGACAAUGGGGAACGAUUUGCAGGUUAAUUCAACCUUUACCCCAAGAAAUGAAUCCAACACUACCAACACUACCAGCGGCUACACUCCUACAGAUCCUGUACCUCUGUUCAGGCAGCCUCAGGAGGCAAGCAGCGUCUGGGCUCAAUUAAAAGCUCUUGCCUGUAUCAGUUCUCUGGCUUUUCUCCUCAACCUAGUCUUUAUCAUAGUAACGUCAAUAAGACUCAGAACUGUACCAUACAUGUUCAUCCAAAAUUUCAUGGUUAUCGACAUUGUCAGUGCCUUGGUAACAGCCGGACCUUGGGCUGCAGGUGUUUGGGUCGAUUUUUUCGGGCUGGGAAUGAUACCGUUCUUAUGUCGCAUCCAGGGAUUCUUCCACAACACUCUGGCAACAGUGUUCCUAGCAACAGUCGCUCUCAUUGCAAUAAGCCGAUUCCUGUAUGUCAAGUCCCCGAGUGCCUACUGUAUGUUUUUCAUCAACAAGCCCGUUGUCCGUCUACUGAUGUUCACGAUCUGGUUCGGUGCAGGUUUCCUGGCGUCCCCACCCUUGAAUCCAAACACAUGGGGAGCCUAUGACAAGUUUGAAGGAACAUGCUGGCUGUCUUGGGAGAAGGGCAACCUCGCCACCCUUUCCUACUCUACUUUUCAUACUCUGAUCACUCUCGGCCCUGCAAUUUUCUUCACCAUUCUGGCGAUCACCGUAACUGUCCUGAAAAAGAACUCCAUCCACCCUACGCCGACGGCAUCCUCCAUGCCGGUGAGCACCCAACCAAGACUGCCAACCCCAACACCUACAAUGGCUGGGUCUUUCAGGGGAGGAACUCACCUCCUCAACUUGGAGGUGCUGCACAUCUCAUGCGCAAUGUUUCUGUUGUACCUUAUCCUUUGGAGUGCCAUUACCGCCGUGGAAUCUCUUUUCAUCGUGGAUUGGCGUAACGUGGAUUACAGGGUGGUGAUUGUCUUAACCUUCCUGUAUCAGAGCCGGAGCCUAUUCCAUCCAUUCUUCUACAUCUUUCUGAGUGCAGAGAUCAGAAAUUCGUUUGCCAGGUGUACAAGCAAGGAGCACGCUGCUACUCUGUCGCAGUCCGUCACAAAAAUCCAAGACCCUGGACAGUGAGUUCCACAUCUUUGGAGGUGACACUGCAAAACAGCUGUGUGACAUUAUCUGAAACAUUCUCCGAAGCCCUUACCUUCGUCGUGUAAAUACAAUCAAAACCCUUUUAUUCUUAAAUGUUACUUAAGUUAUGUAAAUGCGUUAAGAUGUCAUGAGCAAGUUCU